AGGGGAAAGGGAGUACAGUCGUACAUAGUUCGGAUCCAGAUUUGCACAACGACGUCAUUUUGUCCCCAAAAAGAGGUUACCGGAUCAUCCCCGCUUCCUGCGUCGGUCUUCUUCCUUUCCCCCCUUCCUUCAUCACUCUCGUCCUCCCCAACUGCCCCUACUCAUCUCUAUCUCUACCUUCCAAUCAAUUAGGGUUUAAUAGCUACGAAAUGUCCUCUGCAAAACCCUAGCCUAUUAUCCCUUUUCAAAUUUCUGCUACUACUCUUAUCAACGCACAUGGCCGGUGCUAAUAGCAACGCCGGCGAGGCAGCAGCCGGCGGUGGGGCCCAGCCGGCUCAGGCUGCUGCGGCGGCGGCGGGGGGAGGUUUGGAAUCGGCUCCGGCGCCGACGCCGUUACUGAACUCGAACGCGCCGCCGCCGUUCCUGAGCAAGACGUACGACAUGGUGGACGACCCGGCGACGGACCCGAUUGUGUCGUGGAGCGCCACCAACAACAGCUUCGUGGUUUGGAACCCGCCGGAGUUCGCCAGGGACCUUCUGCCCAAGUACUUCAAGCACAAUAACUUCUCCAGUUUCGUCAGGCAGUUGAACACUUAUGGAUUUAGGAAAGUUGAUCCUGACCGCUGGGAAUUUGCAAAUGAGGGCUUUUUGAGGGGUCAAAAACAUCUUCUAAAGAGUAUCAACCGGCGAAAACCUGCCCAUGGACAUGGUCAUCAACAGCCACAGCAGCCAUCACAUGGACAGAGUUCAGUAGCUGCAUGUGUAGAGGUUGGGAAGUUUGGUCUCGAGGAAGAGGUUGAGAGGCUUAAAAGGGACAAGAAUGUGCUUAUGCAGGAACUUAUCAGGUUGAGGCAGCAGCAACAGUCUACUGAUAAUCAGCUGCAAACAAUGGUCCAACGUCUUCAAGGUAUGGAGCAGCGGCAGCAACAGAUGAUGUCAUUCCUUGCAAAGGCUGUUCAGAGCCCUGGUUUCUUGAAUCAGUUUGUACAGCAGCAAAAUGAUAGCAAUAGGCGCAUAACUGAAGCCAAUAAGAAAAGGAGACUCAGGGAGGAAGGAAUUGCUGAAAACGAGCGUUCUGAUACUCCUGAUGGACAGAUUGUUAAGUAUCAGCCUCCGAUGAAUGAAGCGGCAAAGGCAAUGCUCAGGCAGAUGAUGAAAACAAAUACUUCUUCCCAGCUGGAUUCUUUUAGCAACAAUCUUGAGAAUUUUUUGAUUGGUGAGGGUUCAUCAUCAUCCAGUGCAGUAGACAGUGGUAGCUCUUCAAGCCAUGUCUCGGGAGCUACACUUCAAGAGGUCCCGCUUACUUCAGGGCGUGGACCGUUACCUGCAAUUUCAGAAAUAGAAUCUUCUCUUAAGGCUACAACCUCUGGAGAAGUUAUGAGAGAUCCAUUGUCAGAUAUUAAUGUCCUCAUUGGAGCGCAAGAGGCACCAGCACUUCCUAUUUCUCAGGCAGAUGUAAUCCCUGAGGUUUCUCAGGUACAAGGUAUGGCACAUGGAGGUUUAAUUGAUAUUCCUGAAGGAAACACAAAACCUGAGGCAGAUGUUGGAUUUAUUCAAGAUAUGGCACCUGAAGCCGGUGAUGGAUUUAUCGACUCCACGGCAUUUGAUUUUAUGUCCCUAGAUGUUGAUAGUUUUCCCCCUGAUGCUGACAUUGAAGCAUUGCUUGACAAUUCCAACUUGUGGGAUUUUCUUGAACAAAGUCCUGUGCCAGAUGAAAUGGAUUCGACCUCUGCAGAAGGCAUGCCUGUGGGAAAUGAAGUGCAGCCGACAGAGAAUGGGUGGGAUAAAACCCAGCAUAUGGAUAAGCUUACUGAGCAAAUGGGAAAUCUUAAAUCAAAUACUAAAGGGGUUUGAUCAUGUUUACUAAUGUACAUUAGCUACAAACAUCGGUCGAGGUAAACCCCCCCAAACACAUACUAAGUAGAUCAUAUCAAUCACCUGGUCCCGCUUAUAUGGCCAUUGGAAAAGCAGCUAUGACUUCUGUAUCAGUUCAUCCUGGCAUUAUUUUGCACAUAUGGGACACAAGUUCUUGUUGUCAUUACCCCUUUAGUCUCUUUAGUCAUUGUGGUAGUCAGUGUUGAAUGAACGCAGCGGACAUAGUUGUCUUAGAGGCAAAAACUUUUGAUCUUUGAUCUUAGUUGUACAGGUUGAUGUCCUGCUCUAGGUAUAGUGGGACACAGCCUUUGUUUCAAAGGAAUUGCUCGUAAGGGAGGCUGGUUUCUUAUUAAGUUCAUGAUUGUUCCUUCACAGACUUUGGUUGCACUAACAUCCAUGUUAUCACAUCCUUUGCACUUGAAAUGAUAAUACUGUUUUGUGCAUCUGGAAAUUAA
Messenger RNA from Rosa rugosa (rugosa rose), 2330 nucleotides. RefSeq names its product heat stress transcription factor A-1d. Gene Ontology annotation, biological process: regulation of transcription by RNA polymerase II. The transcript has 2 exons. Bases 277 to 1854 code for a protein of 525 amino acids. Gene Ontology annotation, cellular component: nucleus. Lineage: Eukaryota; Viridiplantae; Streptophyta; Magnoliopsida; Rosales; Rosaceae. The record is from RefSeq and is a predicted model, not a curated record. Gene Ontology annotation, molecular function: RNA polymerase II cis-regulatory region sequence-specific DNA binding; DNA-binding transcription factor activity.